CAGAAAGUAAGACGUCAUUUGAAUGAGGAGAAAUGAAACGGCAAGUAAUUGAGCUGCAUCGAGAGAAACUGAGCUGUUCCAUCUGUCAGGAACUUCUAAAGGAUCCAGUCACUAUUCCCUGUGGGCACAGCUACUACAUGAUCUUUAUUAAAACCUACUGUAAAAACUACUAACUACUAAAAACUAAUUGACUGCCAUUAUUCAUUUGUGGUGUCUGGCAAAAUGAGCUCAGGACAAAGCACAAAAUGUAUUUAAAGGUCCUUUACUAUUCUUUGUUAUUCUGAACAAAUUGAAUUCUUAAAAAACAAAACUUUACAGUGAAAAUUAUCCUCUGAAUGAGUCCAUUAACAGUUACAGUUGAGUGGUUUCCUGUUUAAAUCAAAACACAUAACUCACAUUAACUAGAAGAAAACUCACAGCCCUUAUACUUAUUAGAUAGAAAAUAUACACAAUACCCACUAACAAAUGCACUGCUGAAAUGGUCAGAACAGUACUGUAUCAAAUUACAAGAACAAUCUGUCUACUCCCUUUCCUGGAAUAAAGCACACGUGUCUAAGCCCCACUCAGUUUAUAGACUGCUCACCUCAAACAUUAGUCACACCCUACGCUCAUGUCAGUUUCUACAUCGAAGAAACGAAAGCAGCUUUUAUCUGGUAACUGAAAGUGAAAUGUCACAGAUCUCCCUCAAAAGGAUAUUGGGUUUGAAUUUCAGUGCAUAUUUGCAUCCGGUAACAGAAAGGAAAUCUUUUAGACAUUUACAGUCGUGGUGAGGAGACAUGGCGCAGCAAGGGAUUCAGCUGGAUCAAGACAAACUGAGCUGUUCCAUCUGUCUGCAGCUUCUAAAGGAUCCAGUCACUAUUCCCUGUGGGCACAACUACUGCAUGGACUGUAUCAGAAAAUGCUGGGAUGAGAAGGAAGUACACAGCUGCCCUCAGUGCAGGCAGAUUUUCACACCAAGGCCUGUCCUGGUGAAAAACGGCAUGCUUGCUGAGUUAGUGGAAGAUCUAAAGAAAGAGGAAUGUCCGACAGCUUCAUCUGAUCAUGCCUACGCUGGACCUGGAGAUGUGGCCUGUGAUUUCUGUUCUGGGAGGAAGCGGAAAGCCUCCAAGUCCUGCCUGGUGUGUAUGGCCUCUUAUUGUGAGCAUCACCUUCAGCCUCACUACAACGUAGCUCCAAUAAAGAAACACAAACUCAUCAAAGCCACUUCAAAGCUUCAGGAGAACAUCUGCCCUCGCCAUGAUGAGGUGAUGAAGAUCUUCUGCCGCACUGAUCAGCAGUGUAUCUGUUAUCUCUGCUUAAUGGAUGAACACAAAGACCAUGUCACAGUGUCAGCUGCAGCAGAAAGAGCUGAGAGGCAGAAAGGGCUUGGACGAAAUCGGCAAAAAUUUCUUCAAAGAGUUCAGAACAGAGAGAAAGAUGUGAAGAUGCUUCAUGAAAGAGUGGAGGCUAUCAAUCUUUCUGCUGAUAAAGCUUUGAGGCAAUCUGAGAAGAUGUUCAAAGACUUGAUCAGUCUCAUUGAGAAAAAAAGCUCUGAGGUGAAGCAGAAGAUCAGAUCCAAGCAAAAAUCUGAACAGAACAGAGUCAAAGAGCUUCAGGAGAAAAUAGAGCAGGAGAUCAGAGAUCUGAGGAGGAGAGACACUGAACUGCAGCAGCUCUCACUGACUGAGGAUCACCUCCAUUUUCUGAAAAACUACUCCUCACUGUCACAUCUGAGUGAAUCUACAAACGUACCCACCUACAACAAUCUUACUCUGCAGUACUUUGAUGAUGUGACUGCAGCUGUGUCACGGGCCAGAGAUAAAGUGAAGGCUCUUCUCAGUGAGGAAUGGCCCAAAAUCUCAGUUGGAACAACCAAAGCAGAUAUUUUACUGCCUCAAGGAGAACCCAAAACUAGAGACGACUUUUUGAAAUAUUCUUGUCAGAUCACUCUCGAUCCAAAUACAGCACACACACUGUUGUCACUGAGUGACAGCAACAGAAAAGUAACACUGAUGAGCAGAAACCAGUCAUAUCCAAGUCACCCAGACAAAUUCCUUGAAUGGUGGCAGGUCCUGAGCAGAGAGGGUCUGACUGGACGCUGUUACUGGGAGGUGAAAUGCAACGGGAUGGUUGGAGUAGCUGUUGCAUACAAGGAUAUCGGCCAUAGAGGGACCAAGGAGGAAUGUGGAUUUGGAUUAAAUGACAAAUCCUGGGCGUUAACAGUUUCAGUCAGCGGUUAUGAAUUCACACACAACAACAUUCCCACUCCCAUCCCAGGCCCUCAGUCCUCCAGAAUAGGAGUAUAUUUGGAUCACGGGGCAGGAACUCUUUCUUUCUACAGCAUCACUGAGACCAUGAAUCUCCUCCACAGAGUCCAGACCAGGUUCACUCAGCCUCUCUAUGUUGGACUGUGGCUUCCACAAAGUGCUGGACACACUGCUGAGGUGUGUGAGCUCAAGAAGAGAAUAAACAUAAAACAGUGAAAUUUGAUGCCAUGUGCUACUUGUUGAGAUGUGUUUAUCUAUCCUGCACCUGUUAAAGAUGAAUCUUUAUGGAUAUAAGUAUAUUCUUUAAUUUCUUUGAUUGUCUUGUUUUCAAUAGCUAUUUGGGUAAAACGGUUUAUUUGGCAAAAACAAUAUUCAUUUCUUAUAUAGUUUAUAUUUAACCACUGUUUUGUUGUAACAUUAGCAAAAAAAAAAAAAAAAAAAAAAAAUCCAAAUAUAUGUUGGAAUCAGUUAUUAUAUCUUAAUGCAUGCUCAAUCAUCCAGGAAAGGAAAUCCCAAAAAACUGAUUCUGUUCAUCUGGACAUAACGUUUCCAGUGGGAGAAAAGUUUGGUCACUUGGCCAUUCAUCAAUGGUUACUGAUCAACGCUCAUGACAAUUUGCAUAUUGUUGAAGAAACUGACCUCACAUACUAUUAUUCAUUCAGUGGGCUAGUUUCAGUUAUUGUGCAAAUGUACUGUUUAUAAGGUCGGGGGAAACUGCAGUCAGCUGAGACUGAAGAAGUCACUUGGAUGAGUGAUGUAAUGUUUCUCCCACUGGAAACUUCCAGAUGAACAGAAUACAUUUUUUGGCACUGUCAUUAUAAUUGUUGCUUUUUCAAUUUUGUUUUUAUUUCUAUACUUAAACAUUUUACAAUCCACCAACUUAAUUUCAGUUACAUUUUCAUGAACCUUUUUUUUUUUUUUUUUAAUUUACUGCUGUUUGUGAAAUAAAGUGAGCAAUGUACACUAAACUUUCUUGUUUCAAGAAAUAAAAUAUCACUAACAUGAUGAAUGGAAACU
Messenger RNA from Oreochromis aureus, 3263 nucleotides. RefSeq names its product tripartite motif-containing protein 16-like. The transcript has a single exon. The coding region runs from base 777 to 2462 and encodes 561 amino acids. Gene Ontology annotation, molecular function: zinc ion binding; protein binding. The record is from RefSeq and is a predicted model, not a curated record. NCBI's taxonomy places the organism in Eukaryota, Metazoa, Chordata, Actinopteri, Cichliformes, Cichlidae.